AUGGCGAGCUCUCUGCUUGAUCCCGCGGCUCAACAUGCGGCCGACAUUGUUCAGGCUCGUGGUCUGGGUGUACCCGAUCGCAAUGCGCUCAUGGCUGGUGUCUUGAGCCAGCGCAACUCCAAGUCCUCGUUAUUCUCAAAGGACACCAAGGUACCUCACACACCAUCCCCUGCUCAUAACCCAACGCUGACCCCUCGGCUCGAGCAGACCAAGGAGCGCGAUCUUCGAGUCUUUCUCUUUGACUGUGCGAUUGUCUUGCUUACGCCCAAUCCCAACGAGAGGGAAAAGGGAUGGGUCUUGUUCUGUGAGCCUAUUCCCAUCGAACUCCUCACACUUCGCGCCAUACGCACCCCUUCCAACACUCCCCAUGCUCCACAAGCUCGCCGUUCAUGGUUCCUCGACCGUUUACCAGCAGCCCCAAUCUCUCCCCCAGCACGUGCCAAGACUCCUCCACCGUUUGGCUCGAGAACCCAAUCGAUGGCUUCCGUGAACGCUAAUGCUAAUGGCUACAGCAACAGCAACAGCAACGGCAAUGGAGUAGAAGCGAGUGAUUUCUCGUUGGUGUUGUCCACGCUUGGGAGGAAGGAUCCUACUCGUACAUGGCCGAUCACUUUACACGCAUCAGAUGCGAUUGAACAGCGUGCUUGGGCCCAGUCCGUCUCCACUCGACAGGAAGAAAUCAGAGUGCAGGGCAGGGAUGGGUCCAUGAGGGGUUGGGGACUCGCACCUAUCAAGGUUGGAGCGCUGGGGGGAGCUCGUGUGACUUGUUAUGUCGAUUACGACGUGGGCUAUCUCAAAGCUCGCCUGUGGGGGACUCCAGAGGGAUUGUACGAGCACAUUUUGAAUGCACCCAACCAGCAACUUGCCGUUCGCAAGAUUCUCGAUUUGCCUGGUGUAACACAUGUGCUCGUCAUCGACUUUGAUGAGCGACUGAUGAUUGUACUUGUAGCUGAGCAAACUGCGUAUCUGGCUCCGUUCCCUGGCCCAGCCGCAACGCUCGAAGUCUCACGUCUGAAGAAGCUUGGAACUAAUAUCACACACAUCGCCGCUGGUGUGCUAAUUUCACAACCCACUCCAUCGCCCAAUGCUGGAACCUCGCCACCAUCGGCUUUUGUUGAUCCAGAAGCGAAGCGUGAGCGCCGCAAGAGCAACACGCUCAUCAAGCCUCCACAUCGCGGCGCGGUCGCAUCGGGGGCGAGCUCGACCAAAUCUUCUGUGCCUAGUAUGAUUCGCAAGGAGCAGGAUAGGGAGAGUGUGCGUACUGGACCUGUACCUUCGACACCCACUGUGCCUAGUAUUGUUGCACCACCCGCUGCACCUGUAUCUCCUGCUGUUCCUGCUACACCUCCUGCUCCAUCUACGCCCCCUACAUCCACACUUGCUCCCGCCUCCACUCCGCGCGAGAGCCUUUCUCCUACCAAGGGCAAGGAAAAAGAGAAAAAGAGCCGUAGGAUAUCGGAUAUCGGUAUAUUCUCAUUGUGGAAGCGUAAACCCGCCAAAGAUAAACAAGGAACUCGUCGUACAUCAACUGCCGCAUCCGAUAUCGGUCCUUCGACCGCUCAUAGCGCUUCCAAGACUGCGGCGAGCCCAACCAAGUCCAUUCCAGCUGCGACCGCAAAGACCGAGUCGGCUGCGUCUUCCCUGAAGCCCACUCCGUCGGGAUACGACGGUGCGCCGCUGACCAAGACCAAGUCGGCGACUCUACCUGCAGCCAUGCUACGCCUGCCCAGCUUCGAAUUUGACACUCCAAAGGGGGAGGAGCCCAAGGCUAAUGGAAAUGGGAACAUCGAAGCGCACGAACCUACGAAGCGCGCGAGUAUCGACGGCGGUACGGGCGCUGACGAAGUUGGGACUCUGGCCGGCCUUGGUCGCCCUUCUGUUGUCAGCCAGACAAUGCCCUCUCGCACGAGCACGGGAGCAAGCGCGGGUGGACUGGGCCGUAUCGCCCGUAAGCUCACCACCGAAUCGAACAGGAGCGUGGGCUCAAAGUCUAAAGAGGCCACUGGACCGGCGCCUCAAAUCCAGAUUGCGCUCGAUUUCCCGAGCAUUGCUUGGCCGUCGAUGUUGGAUAACGGGACUCCUGGUAAAUCAGACCUGUUUUCGGGAUCGGACUUUUUGGCGGAUGUGCAAAAGGAUAUUGGAGAUUUGAUGGCGGGGACUUUGGGCAAGUCGUUGAGCGAAGAAGCGAGUGCCGACUCGCCCAUCGGAAGGACAAGGAGUCCCGUUCCCGAGGCCAUUAGCGAAGAGCCAGAGGGGACGGUGACGCCCGAGGCGGCCGAGCCAAAGGAAAAUGGACACGCAGAUGUGAAUGGAAAAGUUGAGGAGUUGGCGGAGAACGAGGCCGCUCCCGCUCCGGUUGCGGAGGAGCAUGAUACUCAGGAGACGGCGCCUGCUACGUUGCCGGUACCUCCGUCGGUUCCGAUGCCUUCCCCACGCCCGUCGCAACAGCCUCAGCACACUCGGUUCUUGGUACUUUCCAAGAGCACCACGCUCAGUACGAGUGUGAGGCUCUACACGGUCGGGGGGCUCAAGGUGGAGGACGAUGGCGAUAUUGGAGGUGGUCGCCUAACCUUUUUCAAGGAGUGCUAUGUCCCUUCUCAGACAUUCUCUAUCGAUUUUCUCAAGUCUCGCAUCUGCUUUGGCAGCAACGAUGGCUUUGAGAUCCUGGACCCUUCAACCGGCAAAGUCGACCAAUUCCUCGAUCCAGUUGAAAUGUCCGAUGCCGACGGUCCACUCGGGUUCCUCAUUAACCACUCUCGCCGACCCAAGCCGGGUGCAGUGUUCCGUGUAGAUCAAAAGUUCUUGUGUUGCUAUGAUGACUUUGCGUUCUUUUUGGACAAGUUCGGAAAGCGCACGAGGGAGGAUUGGCUUGUCAAAUGGCUCGGUACUCCUACUAGCUUCUCCGUCCAAUACCCAUAUCUAUUCGCAUUUGAACCCGAAUUUACCGAAAUUAGGCACUGCGCCACUGGCGAGCUUCUCCAGCUCAUUCCACAGUCUGGUUCAAGGCGCCUAACAGCCGGAGACUUCAUCGCUCCUGCUCAAAAGAUGGAAGGAACGCCCCACCGACGGGUCAGCGGAGAAAUUCUUCUCGAGUCCGAGGGCUCACUCUAUGCACUUCGUCCUCUUCAACAAUAG
Rhizoctonia solani is the source of this 3135-nucleotide messenger RNA. Its product is annotated as Rho guanine nucleotide exchange factor. The transcript has 8 exons. NCBI's taxonomy places the organism in Eukaryota, Fungi, Basidiomycota, Agaricomycetes, Cantharellales, Ceratobasidiaceae. The record is from RefSeq and is a predicted model, not a curated record. Bases 1 to 3135 code for a protein of 1044 amino acids.